Molecule: messenger RNA, 1542 nt
Organism: Exophiala viscosa
Lineage: Eukaryota; Fungi; Ascomycota; Eurotiomycetes; Chaetothyriales; Herpotrichiellaceae
Exons: 1
Coding region: 312-1442 (376 amino acids)
Source: RefSeq, a predicted model, not a curated record
CACUUCAUUAUCGGCUGCUUAGUCUAGUUGAGGCUACUUUGUCUCAAUGUCUAUGCGAGUUACUAAGUAAUGACCUGAGGUGGUUGACUUGCACGUUUACGUCAUGACUUUUCCCAGGAACAUUCGGAGAUCAAGGCUGAGAUCGAUCUUCGCGGGCCCGGAUCUGCUAACCAGGUACCAGGUACCACUGGGUUCUUGGAGCUUGGUUUCCUAGGAUGAUGUAACUUCCAUUUCCCUUCAAGCUUUUGACUUACAUUUUUACUGUUGCCGCCUUGGACUCUUUGUACAUACGUUGCCUCAAAGACGUCAAGAUGGCGCGCAAGAAGAGUCAAGCCACUAAACCUGAGAUCAACGCUAAGGAACUGGCUUCUCGCUCCAAGCAGGAGAACGAAGGAGCCAAAGAGGCUGAGCAGGAGGGCGAAGUCGAGAAUAACAAUGCUGCUGAAGAGCCAGAGCCAGAGCCAGAACCCGAGCCUGAAGCGAAAAAAGAAGAAGCAGGUGCAGAUGUAGAUGCACAUGCCGGGCAGAAGCGCAAAGGCCCGCCAACUGCUGGAACGAAAGCGAAGUCAAAUAAAGCUCCUCGACAGGGCUCACGAACAUCAUCACGAACAGCAGGCAACCCAGCGACACCGAAACAACUACUGAAUUUCCUGCUAUCAUCCAAGUCUCUGCCAUACUGCUUCCCAGCCGAGGAACUUGAAGCAGCCAAGGACGCGUCCUCAGGGAAGGGAAAAUUCAAAUGCUACUCCCUGACAUCGCCAUCGUCAUUCACACCAUUCGAGCACCUCAUCUGCGCGCACUUGCUGGCCAAACCGCUCAGUCACGCGCUCGGCAUGCGGAGUAUCCGCACCCUGCUCAAUGAGCCAUUCAACUUUUCGACGCCCGAGGAUAUAGUCCAGGCCGGGGAGAAGCGCGUGUGGGAAGCGCUGGAGGCUGCGCGCACGCAACACCGCCAGAAAACAGCGACUUAUAUCUUCGGCAUGGCGCAGAAUUAUGCGGACGAUGAGACGAUGUUUGGUUUGGCCGAGGAAGCGAACGAUGACGGUCCAAAGGGUGUUGUAGCGCACGUCAAGAACACUGUGCCCGGGCUAGGGGUUGUGGGUGGCGAGAUCUUCGCUCGCAGGGUACAGUGUGUGGAUGGUUGGGGGGAUGCGCUGUGGCCUUAUGCUGAUGGUAAGGCGCUGGAUGCGGUGAGGGAGAUUGGGAUCGAUGUUAGAGAUGCGGAGGACUUCCAGGGUGCGAUUGAGGGGUUGAUUGACUGGAGUUUGGUUGGGGAUAUGGGGUUGCAGGAACGGGAUGUGAGUAAAGGGGAGCUGGUGGGUGAGGAGAUGGAGAUGCAGGUGCAGGCUGAGUUUGUGGUUGCGUUGGAACGGGCUUUGGGUUGUAUAUUGGAAGGGAAGGGUGCGGAGUUGAGGAAAGCGGCUGCGCAGGCUUUUUCAUAGUAUAUAGGGGCUUUCUGGGAUAGGCGAGGUGGUUUGUCUGCAUGGGAGGUUUUGACAAGGGAGGUCUUGGAUUUGGGGUUGUAAAUAUAGUGUAUGAUUG